UGCCGACUUCCAGGAUGCUCAGUAGAGGGCGCAGGACAAAAGGGACCGGACCCCCACAGGGAUUUAGGGAAAUCCUUCCCAGGAUACACCAGGCCUAUAACGACCAGCAGACCGACUCCAACGCUGUAAGACGCAGUGCUGGCUUUCCCAGGAUGCCCCAGGAGCGUGCGGAGCCGCGUAGGGGAAGGAAAGGAGUCCGGAUCUCGCCCUCAGGUCAUCACGGCUCAAGACCGCUGCAGGCUCCUCGGUGCCGGCUGCCGCCGCUCCCAUCAUGCAGCGGGGCCGUAGCGCCCGCUUCCCAGCAUGCCCCGCGCACCCCGACCGCGGACACUCACCGGGGCUGGCGGCCCCAGCUCCGGCUCGGCGGUGGCGGCUGCACGCCCAGACUCUGCGCCUGCGUUGCAAGCGGAGUAGGAGGGAGAGCAAGGGGCGUGAGGAGCCUAGRGCGCUUGCGCAGCCAGAUGGACCAUUCCUGUCGCGCUGUGGGAAGAGGGGCUAUCCGAGUCGGGCCACGGAGGGAACCCGCGCACGGGUUGCCGUGCUUUGCCCCUCACUGCCCGCGUUUACUUGGUACAGUCCGCGGCCUGAAGGAUCGAGAAGCUCCAGGGCUCGCGCUGAAUAGGACAGAUCUGGCCCCAUCUUUGUGGCACUAUGGUCAACGGAAGAUCUACACAUAAUUAGACUACUACCUAAAAGGGUCACACCUGGAAUGGUUGGCGCAUAGGAAGCUGUGGGUGCCAGAAGAAGCGCCCGCCUCAGCCUGGGAUACUGGAAAGACUUCCAAAAGGUGGUGAUUUUUAAGCCAAGUAUGAAUAGGUGCCAAC
This is a messenger RNA of Urocitellus parryii (Arctic ground squirrel), 824 nucleotides long. The record is from RefSeq and is a predicted model, not a curated record. NCBI's taxonomy places the organism in Eukaryota, Metazoa, Chordata, Mammalia, Rodentia, Sciuridae.